Molecule: messenger RNA, 1209 nt
Organism: Prunus armeniaca (apricot)
Lineage: Eukaryota; Viridiplantae; Streptophyta; Magnoliopsida; Rosales; Rosaceae
Source: the annotation of a GenBank genome assembly
AUGGCCUUUCCUAGAACCCAAAAGUCCAAACCAGGACCCGGUUCCCCAAUCAUCUUCCUUGUCAUCUGCAUAGCCGCCAUUGCACUCCUCUUUCUCGUUUCCUCUCUCAUUUCCACUAGUGAGUUCUCUUUAUCCUCUCUGAAAACCCUCGAAAGCAGACUCAAAUUAAAGAACAUAAACCAGAACCACCAAACUGGCCACGAGAAGUACCUCUACUGGGGUGACAGAAUUGAUUGCCCUGGAAAGCACUGCGAGUCCUGUGCGGGUCUGGGCCACCAGGAGUCCAGCCUCAGGUGUGCUCUUGAAGAGGCUAUGUUCCUUCAGAGAACUUUUGUAAUGCCUUCAAGAAUGUGUAUUAACCCAGUACACAAUAAUAAUGAGAUCCUUCAUCACUCACAUAAUGCAGUUUCAGAAGAAAGGUGGACAGCAAACUCCUGUUCCAUGGACUCGUUGUAUGAUAUAGACCUCAUAUCAGGCACUGUACCAGUAAUUUUGGACAAUUCAAAAAUGUGGUAUCGAGUGGUGGCAACAAGUAUGAAGUUGGGAGGUAGAGGAGCUGCCCAUGUGGAAGGAGGUACUCGUGUUGAUCUCAGGGAGAACAGUAGUUUUUCAAAUCUUUUACUCAUAAACAGAACUGCAAGCCCUCUUGCAUGGUUUAUGGAGUGCAAGGAUCGAAAAAAUCGUAGUGCUAUAAUUUUGCCAUAUACCUUUCUCCCCUCGAUGGCUGCAAAGAAGUUGAGGAAUGCAGCUGACAAGAUUAAGGCGCUCCUUGGAGAUUAUGAUGCCAUUCAUGUACGUCGUGGUGAUAUAAUUAAGACCAGGAAGGACAGGUUUGGCGUUAACAGGACCCUGCAUCCUCAUGUGGACAGGGAUACACACCCAGAGUUUAUUCUUCGCAGAAUUGAGAAAUGGGUCCCAUCUGGACGAACUCUUUUUAUUGCUUCAAAUGAGAGGACACCAGGAUUUUUUUCACCUCUCUCAGUCAGAUAUAAGUUGGCCUAUUCAUCAAACUAUAGCCACAUAUUGGAGCCCUUGAUUGAGAAUAACUACCAGUUGUUCAUGAUUGAAAGGAUAAUCAUGAUGGGUGCUAAAACAUUCAUCAACACAUUCAAAGAAGGUGACACAGGUCUCAGUCUUACCGAUGACCCAAAGAAGAACACCAAGUUAUGGCAAAUACCAGUCUAUAGCUUCGAUGAAGAGGGAAGCUAA